AUGGAUGGUCAGAAUAGCAUGCAACAGCUCCAAGAGCUUUUAGCGAUGGAGGGAAAUGGCGUAUGUUUCGACUGCGGUGCCCACGGCCCGUCCUGGGUCUCCCUGUCGCACGGCAGCUUCAUAUGCCUGAGCUGCUCGGGUGUACACAGGGGCUUCGGACUCAGCGUCAGCUUCGUGAAGAGUGUCAACAUGGACACCUGGUCUGCCAGGCAGAUGCUCUACAUGAAACAUGGAGGCAACCAGAAGCUGAAGAGCUUCUUCGACGAGAUGAAGAUCAUGGACCUGCCGCUGUCGCUGCGUUACAAGACCGAGGGUGCUGCGUACUACCGCAAACGCCUCCGUGCUUUGGUGGACGGUGCACCCCUGCCACCGAUGAUAGACGCCGAGGUGGCCUGCCGCCUGGAGGAGCAGACGCCGGGGUCUCUUGCCACGACACCACACUCCGUCAUAUCGGCACCGAUUUCACCUUCAAACAGCAUGGCUAUGCCGUUUACUCAGGUGAACAUUGAUGCGACUGACGCGGCAGCGGAGGAAGAUGGCGGUAGCACCUCCACUUAUCCGAACGUGCCGCAGAUCAACCUGCAGACGUCGCCCUCAAUGAACGAACCCCCAAGCUACCAGCCGUCACAGAUCCCCGGUAGACAUUCGGCUCCUCCAGGGCCGCAAAGGAAGCGUUCUCAGAAGAGUGACUUCUUCGGGUCACUGGGCUCGAUGUUCGGGUCGUUCGUGGACACGGCCAUCUCCACUGCGGGCAACGCGGUGAAUGAAAUCAAGAACCGCGGCGUUAUCGACCAGGCUAAGGGCGUCUUAGAGACUAGCAAGUCGUGGAUUGAGACCCAGGGGAAGAAAAUCGCCACAAGCGUGCAGGACCCCGAGUGGUGGGAGAACAGCCACAUGAAAGCUAAGCAUGAGGCGUCGAAGGUCGCCCAUCACCUUUCAACGGCCGCCUCCACCGCACAGAAUUGGAUUCAGAAGAAGGUUGCCGAAAUGCAGAAUUCCUCUGAACCGCCAAGCAGGCACGGGAGCUCCGAUGCUUCCUCCUCGUCAUUCAAACCUCAGCCACGUACGCAGCCAGGACCUAUCGGUGUGAUGGGUGGCGCCAACUUGUGGACCGAGCCUAAGGACCCAGAUGCUGAUGAUGUGAAUCCCAUCAUCGAGCAAUACCAGCAGCCACAGUGA
Messenger RNA from Babesia ovata, 1179 nucleotides. Its product is annotated as ARF1-directed GTPase-activating protein. Gene Ontology annotation, cellular component: Golgi membrane. The coding region runs from base 1 to 1179 and encodes 392 amino acids. The record is from RefSeq and is a predicted model, not a curated record. Gene Ontology annotation, molecular function: GTPase activator activity. The transcript has 3 exons. NCBI's taxonomy places the organism in Eukaryota, Apicomplexa, Aconoidasida, Piroplasmida, Babesiidae. Gene Ontology annotation, biological process: regulation of endocytosis; regulation of ARF protein signal transduction.